CAGUGUAUCCACAUAUAUUACCCUACAAUAGUCCUUAGGUUGAGGUAUUGGUUUUGUUCUUGUAGUUGAAAAACGCGUAGUUAAAAUUUCUUAAGACCCUUAUAUUCAACCUUUCUCUCUUUAUUCUUCAUCUCACACAAACUAAACCCAAAAAAAAAAAAAGAAAAAAAAAGUCUAAAACGCUUUCAAUUUCUCUCCGAGUCAACUCGUUUGCCAACUAAAUGAACUCGGACACGUUACCCUCCUCCACGGCGUCGUUUUGGUGCUAUAGUUGCACCCGUUUCGUUCAUCUCUUAGACCAUAACGACGUCGUUUGUCCACACUGUCAAAACGGUUUCGUUGAAGAGAUUCACGCCGGUAAUUCUCCGGCGGUUUCACUUUUCGCCGACGGAAUUCAAGCUUCCAGGAGACAAAAUUCCCGCCGGAGACGUCGUAACGCUGGUGGAAGCCGCUCACCUUUUAAUCCUGUGAUCGUUCUCCGUGGACCUAGAGAAGAUGGCGCCGGCGGUGGCGGUGGUGCCGGUGGAGUUGAAAACGAAGGGAGUAGCUUUGAAUUAUACUACGAAGAUAGCAACGGUAACGGUAACGGCACCGAUCUACGACCACUUCCGCCGAAUAUGUCAGAGUUAUUACUCGGUUCUGGAUUCGAUCGGUUGUUAGAGCAAUUCUCACAGAUCGAAAUCAACGGUUUCGGUAGAGCGGAGAAUCCUCCGGCGUCAAAGGCGGCGAUAGAAUCAAUACCAACGGUUGAGAUCGCCGAAGCAGAAAUAGAAGCCGAAACUCACUGUGCGGUUUGUACAGAAGCGUUUCAUCUUGGUUCGGAAGCGCGUAAGAUGCCUUGUAAACAUCUUUAUCAUUCCGAUUGCAUUCUCCCAUGGCUUUCGAUGCGAAAUUCGUGUCCGGUAUGUCGGCACGAGCUACCGUCCGAUCAAAAUCCUUCGGAGAGUGUAAUAUCCGGUCAGAUCAACGAUGAAUCCGUUGGAUUGACGAUAUGGAGGUUACCGGGAGGUGGAUUUGCGGUUGGGAGAUUUGCCGGUGGUCGGAGAGCCGGCGAGAUUCAGUUACCGGUUGUUUACACGGAGAUGGAUGGCGGUAAUACUAAUGACUCAAAUGAAGAUUCUAGAAGAUUCUCUUUUGCAGUUGGAAAUGAUAGAGUUAGAGAAAGACGUGGAAUUCGAAGAAUUUUUCGAAAUUUCUUUUCCUUUUUCGGUAACGUUAAUUUAAAUCGUAGCUCUUCUCGUUCAUUGUUUAGUAGAAGCUCACGUAGUAGAAGAAGCAGAACUACUUGGGUUGCAGAAGAAUGAUUUGGAUUUCUUCCGAGUCACCGUCUUUUACAAGGAAUAAAAUCGCGAGAGGUGGCAGACGGAAAUGGAUUCCCUACCGUCACUAUUUGACCGCAGGUUAAUAAAAACAUACAAUACCUUAAACGUGGUGAUGGAUUAUGGAACAAGUUUCAUGUGGGAUGAAUAAUUUUUGGAAAGAAUGUUAUUAAUUUAAUUUAAAUUUAAAAUUCUUACUGUAAAUAGCAAAGAGUUGCUAUUAGUUUAGUAGAUGAUGAUCAUUGAAAGGUGCAAGAUAAAGAUUGUAGUUGUUCUUGGUGAAGAAGCCAUGGUUAUUGAAUUUCUAUAGUUAUUAAUUAGUUUAAUCAAUUAUUUAGUUGAUUCGUUUAA
Trifolium pratense (red clover) is the source of this 1670-nucleotide messenger RNA. Its product is annotated as E3 ubiquitin-protein ligase RDUF1-like. Gene Ontology annotation, molecular function: ubiquitin protein ligase activity. Gene Ontology annotation, cellular component: cytoplasm. The record is from RefSeq and is a predicted model, not a curated record. Gene Ontology annotation, biological process: protein ubiquitination. The coding region runs from base 222 to 1304 and encodes 360 amino acids. Lineage: Eukaryota; Viridiplantae; Streptophyta; Magnoliopsida; Fabales; Fabaceae. The transcript has a single exon.